UGUGGAGGAGAACUACAUGCUGAACUUUCAAGCCAGUAUUUCCACUCGCAUGCUAGUUCAGACGGCCUUAUCAAGUCGAAUGGAGGCUCGAUCGGUGUUUCAGGUGGUGCAGGCGGCUACAGGGACGGUUCCUAUGCCAACAGUCACCUGUCGUCCGCUUCCUCAUCCUUCUCCUUGGCAAUAGGGACUGACGUGUCUGCAAACUCAUUUACCUCCAGGCGUCCUCAUACGGGUUACCCGAACCAGCAAGAUUGUACCUGGCGAAUUCUGCCCACCAAAGGGAACUACACCGUUCUCCUGCGCUUCCUCGACUUCGAGCUCGAGGCAGAAUCCAACUGCAAGUAG
Molecule: messenger RNA, 345 nt
Organism: Protopolystoma xenopodis
Lineage: Eukaryota; Metazoa; Platyhelminthes; Monogenea; Polystomatidea; Polystomatidae
Source: the annotation of a GenBank genome assembly